Messenger RNA from Dacryopinax primogenitus, 1683 nucleotides. RefSeq lists its product as uncharacterized. The transcript is spliced from 6 exons. The record is from RefSeq and is a predicted model, not a curated record. Gene Ontology annotation, molecular function: acyltransferase activity, transferring groups other than amino-acyl groups. Lineage: Eukaryota; Fungi; Basidiomycota; Dacrymycetes; Dacrymycetales; Dacrymycetaceae. The coding region runs from base 21 to 1484 and encodes 487 amino acids.
CACCUUUCCAUCUCUACGACAUGUCAGAAACUCAGUGGGUUUCACCCCAGCGCAUUGAUCCGUCACUGGACAUGCUCCCCGUUCAUGUGAGCGACUGUAACUUUGGGUUGCUGGUCUUCACGUGGAUGUUGCCAGGUCCCCUGGACCGCCGUUCUCUCACUGAUGCGGUUUCACGGACCUUGACGCAUUACCCCCUGUUUGCUGGACGACUCGUCGGAGCAGAGAAGUGGCGCAUCAAACUGGCAGCUGGGAGUCAAGUAGCUUGCCAUAUCUCCUUGGCCCAUGCGUCACUUCCGAUCACCUACUGCGACAGUCAACUUGUGCCAACGGAGGAGAUGCUCAGAGACUUCCAUCCCGAUGUAGUCGACCCUGUACUCACGGACAACGACAACCCUCCUUCGCGCAAGGAGCCGCUGGUCAAGAUGAAAGUGACAACUUUCGUGAACACCGGUGAGACCACAAUAACUUGGGCAUUCUGCCAUGUUCUAGGAGAUGGAUUGACGUUCUUCCGCUUCACCAACAUGAUCUCGCAAUUCUAUCGUGGACUUCCAGCUGUGCAUCCCUUGCCUACUUACGAGGCUUACUUCCGUCCUCCUCCCUCCCUCCCUCGCCAUCUCGUUGCUCCAGUUGCUCGAGAGCUUGCACCCCACCUCCUUCAGCACUACGAUAGGGAGGAAGCCGGUGAAUUGUACGCACGGUCUUUUCUCUCCACUACAAGACUCGACAUGCAGUUCAGUCUGGAGGAAAUUAAUCUAUUGAAGCUGGAGGCGUCUCGCAAGGCUGGUCAGAACGUCUCCAAACAGGACGCCUUGGCUGCCUAUCUCAUCACGGCAAUCAACCGCGUUCGGAAGAUCCCAAUCAAUCAAAUAAUCAAUCUCGUCAAUGUCAGAGGCGAAGCGGAGAGCCCGGAUGGCUUCCAACUUCCGGUUCAGUCUGCUGCAGGAACCCAAUUACUGCAUGUCUUCUCUGCCUCCAUCGCUUCAGAAUAUACAAAAGACCUGGGAAAAGUGGCGAGAUACGUAGGAGAGACCGUACGGCAAGUUAGAAAUGCUGACUACGUUAAACGUGCAGCGGCAGCCACGUGUGCCAUUAUGUCCCAGCUGUUUGGCGCCAAUCGGCAGGCCUUCUGGGGUGCGGGUCCUAACCAGGUGGUUCUUAACAAUUGUUACAAGCUGACUUCUCCCGAUACACACUUUGGCUAUCCAGGAAGAGCAAUAUUUGUCGUGAAUGGCUCUAUGGAACGUUACAUCCGUAUAUGGGCCGGCAAUCCCACGCGCAAUGGGGACGGCACGUGGAACGAAAAUGUUGGCAGCGCGGAUGUGUCCUUCCGCCUCGAACAUGAGCUGGCCGAACCUUUCAUGAAACUGCUUGCCGAAGACAGGAGGAAGUGGGCACGAGCCACCCAAUUGCCUAAGAACCCCGUUCCUUUGCCUCUUACUCAAUACCGGGAAGAGCUGUCACUGCAGGCAUUCUCACGUCUGUGAUACGAAGCACCCCUCUGAGCCGUGCUCAAAGUUCAGGAUUUUCCUUCCUUGUAUUGAGCUUUUCUUUAAUGACCGGCCCACAAGUGCGUGAUAUUGAUAUUCGUGUAUUAACGUAGGACCUCAAUCAUUCGCUUGUCACGGAAAUGCAAUUCACUAGGUGUCCGAUGAUGCUGCGGGACGAAUGGGAUGAGCGAUCCGG